This is a messenger RNA of Caenorhabditis sp. 36 PRJEB53466, 634 nucleotides long. The record is from the annotation of a GenBank genome assembly. Lineage: Eukaryota; Metazoa; Nematoda; Chromadorea; Rhabditida; Rhabditidae.
AUGUCGCAAGCCAACCAUCUCGGGUAUUCCGCUCGGAUGCGCGGCCGUUCCAAACAACCCACCUAUUCAUCGGACAAGCGAGCAAAGUUCACGCAAAGGGAUCAGAGGUUAGACAAAAGAGCUUUCCGAGCAGUGGGAAUCGAACCCACGAUUACAAUUCCAAAACGGAACCACUGUGCCAUACGCACAAUCGCCGUUAGCGGCUUCUAGGAUAAUAAUAACAUUUAUGCGUUUCAGCUGCAAUUGGGUCCGUCUCAUCACAGUGUUCGGCUACAUUCUCUCCGUGUCUCUACCCGCUAUUUCGCUGAGUAUCUACUACAUUUACGUUUGGGAUCCAGGAUACAUCACUCGGGUAAGUCUAGUAGUUUGUUCUUGUCUUAAUGCAUCCAAUCUGAUCCAGUACCCAACUGAAAUCGCCAACAAGACAGUGACCAUUCACAAAGCACCGAUUUUGUCUCAACGACGCGAAAGUGUUACUAUUGAAGAGAAGGUGGCCGAGGCGAAGAGUGUCGACUUGGCGUCUAUACUACAAGAUGGUAAAGAACUCUACAAUACUGUAAAUUUGUAAAUAAAUUUCUCAUCAGGCCUCAAAUCAAUGGAAUCAAAGGAAAGGACGACUGGCGAGAAUGGUUGA